Adelges cooleyi (spruce gall adelgid) is the source of this 583-nucleotide messenger RNA. RefSeq lists its product as uncharacterized. Lineage: Eukaryota; Metazoa; Arthropoda; Insecta; Hemiptera; Adelgidae. The transcript is spliced from 4 exons. The record is from RefSeq and is a predicted model, not a curated record. Bases 26 to 547 code for a protein of 173 amino acids.
UUUAGUAAUACGAAAAAGUAUUAAAAUGUAUACUGAGUACAUCAUUUUGAUUUGUUUAACAUCUUAUCUUAUUCCAACAGUAAUUUCGGUUGAUGAAUCGGAUUAUGCUAAACGAUAUAAAGAAAUAAUUGGAAACGAAAAAGAAGAUUAUAUUACUUACAGAUCACUGACUACAACAUAUAAUGAUUAUGAGAUAGAUGAACUCGAGGACGUGUUGGAAUAUUACGCAGUCACGACCCCUGGUAACAAUGGUAUAAGUGAUAGGAGAUUGUAUUUUGAUAGAUUUAAGGAGGCUGCGUUCCAAGGCUACAUACAUAGAUAUCGCACCCAGGAGAUGAUCGAUUUAUUUUUUAAAAUAAUCGGAGAUGACGUUGAUAGAGGCUAUAUUAUCCACAGUGAUUUGGUAACAUAUUAUAAGGGUAAAGUUCCUAUUGCUCAAAUCGAUAUUGUUAUAAAUACCUACGGAAGAAAAAGACCUGAUGGAAUGCGAUUAAGUUUUUUCGGCUUUAGAAGAGGAAUUAACACUUUAAAAAUUCCAAAUUGGUAGUGUGGCAAAUACGUUCAGGCAAUAAGAUACAAUUAU